Messenger RNA from Asterias rubens (European starfish), 1352 nucleotides. Its product is annotated as nudix hydrolase 8-like. Gene Ontology annotation, molecular function: NAD binding; ADP-ribose diphosphatase activity; NADH pyrophosphatase activity. The transcript is spliced from 7 exons. Lineage: Eukaryota; Metazoa; Echinodermata; Asteroidea; Forcipulatida; Asteriidae. The record is from RefSeq and is a predicted model, not a curated record. The coding region runs from base 382 to 1212 and encodes 276 amino acids.
UUGACGUUUGUGGUGAACAAAAGUGAUUCACCGUUUUUGAACCUUUGUUAGUUCAUAUUCUUUAUAACAUAUCUGAAACUUGGAAUUCUACCACUCAUUAUUUUUACUUCAACUGGGUUCUUUUGAGCUUUAAAAAGGCGUAGAGCAAGUAAAUUUAGCCGCUGGACCCCCAGUUGAAUGGCCAGCCAGCCAAGGACACUUCUUCACUGAGCUGAGACUGACUACUGCUGCCCGUCCGUCCACUCGAUCCAUUGCAUAGACUUCAGUGGUUUGGAUUGGGAUAAAGAAACGACGCUUUCUCCUGGAGCCUACUUUCACACGAUUGUCAAAAAUUGCAACAUUUCAUGACAUCACUUUCUACUGUUAUUAUAUUAUGCCAAAAUGAAUUCAAAUAUUGUUGAGAAUGGUGGCCUGAUUGAGAACGCAAACCAUCUACUCUGUGGCAAAGAAGAUCUUUUUGAUGGAAUUACACUUUCCACUGCAGACGAGCAGUGGAGCUCAGCAUCAGAGUUUGGCCAGAGGCUUCAAGAUUCCCUGGAGCAUUGGAAGUCACUGAGCAAACGAGGUGUGUGGCUGAAGAUUGCCAUCCAGCAUUCAGAGCUUAUUCCAGAAGCAGUCAAGAACAAGUUUGUUUUCCACCAUGCACAACCGUUGUAUGUGAUGAUGACAGCAUGGUUGCCCAGUAAUGAACCCAAUCAGCUUCCAGGCUAUGCCAGCAAUUACAUAGGAGUUGGAGGUUUUGUCACGAAUGACAAGAACGAGCUUCUGGUGAUUAAGGAGAAGUACACGUAUGGAAGGAGGGCAAUAUGGAAAUUACCAGGAGGACAUGCAGAUCUAGAUGAAGAACUGGCCGCAACAGCCAAACGAGAGGUGAAGGAAGAAACCGGUAUCGAUGCAGAGUUUGUGUCCAUCGUCUGCUUCAGGCAUCAGCACAAGUACAAAUUCAACCAAUCGGAUAUCUACUUUGUGUGUCACAUGAGAGCGCUGACCAAUGAGAUUAAAACAUGCCCUCAUGAAAUUGCAGAGUGUAGAUGGAUGAAUCUCGAUGAAUACCUGGUCGACCCAGAUGUGACAAACUUCAACAAAGAGAUCACCAAGCGCUACCUUCAGAACCAAAAGAGUAAUCAAAGCAUCCAACCAGAUCAACUGUGGUCAACCUUCAGCAACGCCUACCAACUAAUGUAUUCAAUACAUGCUGGCAAAGCAGACUAGUAGCACCCAGACUCAUGGCAUGGUAAUCAAGUAUCACUGUCCCAGGAGGACCUGUCGAAUUUGACACUCAUGCAUGGCCGUUCUGAGAGCAAGUUCGAGUGUGCACAAUGGUUAACUAAAGGUUGAGCAUUUGCACUUGA